AUGUCGCAUCCGUCGCAUGAUCUGAUAAACAACCAUGAAAAAGCUGCAGACGAAGGAGACGCCGUUGCGCCCGUAUCAGAGGCCGCCGCAGAACAAUCCGUUGAACACCGCGAUGAACAAGCCCAACAAGAAAGACGUGAACGAAUUCGAGAUGAGGAAGAACAGCGAGAAGAACAAGAAGAGGAACGCUACUAUGAGGAGGGCAUAGCACUUGCAGAAGUCACGUCUGAGCCACCGGUGGAACGACGCGAGCAACCACCGGCAGCGGCAGCACCGCCGGCAGAGGCUCUUCCGCCAUUAUCAGCAUGGGGUACAAGAUUAUACACUGUUUCAUACCUGAUAUUCUUCGCGAUCUGGGGAACCCUUGCGCGACUAGGUGUGCAGGCUUUGACGACGUAUCCCGGCGCCCCUGUUCUUACAAGCGUGCUAUGGGCGAACGUGGGCGGGUGUAUUCUCAUGGGCUUUUUCAUCGAGGACAGAAAUAUUUUCCGUGAAGAAUGGGGCCGUCCUGUAGAAGAUGCUACAAAGCUGCAGUCUGGACAACAACAACCGCGCAGACAAUCGUCUACACCAAGCGCGCAGGAACGAUGGCUCAAGAAGCACAAGACCGUCAAAAAAUCGAUACCGCUCUACAUUGGCCUGACUACCGGGUUUUGUGGCUCSUUCACUAGUUUCUCGAGUUUUAUGCGUGAUGCGUUUCUGGCGCUGUCGGAUGAUUUGGCGGAUCCGUCUAUUUUGUCGACUACCGGCAGUUUGACCGUUGGUCGCGCGAAGGGGGAUAGUUUCAUGGCUGUCGUUGCGGUGCUCGCUGUCACUGUGGCAAUGAGUAUAGCCGCGUUCUACCUCGGUGGCCAUCUUGCGCUUGCGCUUGAUUCGUUGACGCCAACCAUCCCCUUCCGGUUUACGCGCAAGGUUCUUGAUCCUCUUGUCGUUUUAUUGGGAUGGGGCUGUUGGCUCGGGGCAGUGUUUAUGGCUAUCUGGCCACCGCAUAAUGCAUGGCGGACUAAUGCCGUGUUCGCCAUCGUUUUUGCGCCGCUUGGAUGUUUGUUCAGAUUCUAUAUGUCUCUUGCAUUGAAUGCGCGAAUCCCUGUCUUUCCCCUUGGAACGUUCGCGGUUAAUAUUAUAGGGACGGGGGUGUUGGGUAUGUGCUACGAUCUGCAGCAUGUAGCUGGUAUCGGAGCACCGCUCAGUUCAUGGGCGUUUGAUCCAUUGGCAUCACCGACCAGAGGAUCGAUUUUCCCUAGCACCACUGCUGAGUUGGAGGCUACUGCACGCUCGAUUUUGGUGUCAUGUCAAGUACUGCAGGGUGUGAUGGAUGGUUUUUGCGGCGCGACGACGACGAUAAGCACCUGGGUUGCUGAGUUGACUUCCAUUGGGCUUGGAACGUCGAGACGACGGCGGUUUGCAUGGGCGUAUUUGUAUGCUGCUGUUAGUAUGGGAGUUGGAUUGGGCUUGUUGGUUGUUGUUAUGGGCAGUGUGAGAUGGAGUCGUGGGUUUGACAAGCCUUACUGUUGA
Molecule: messenger RNA, 1515 nt
Organism: Talaromyces amestolkiae
Lineage: Eukaryota; Fungi; Ascomycota; Eurotiomycetes; Eurotiales; Trichocomaceae
Exons: 1
Coding region: 1-1515 (504 amino acids)
Biological process (GO): fluoride transmembrane transport
Cellular component (GO): membrane
Molecular function (GO): fluoride transmembrane transporter activity
Source: RefSeq, a predicted model, not a curated record